AUGCCCACCCGACACAUUCUUACUAUUCUGAGUCCCGCUUGGGGCCAUGUGUUGCCUUACAUCCAUCUCGCGACCAAAUUGUUGGCCUCGGAUCCGGAGCUGGUAAUAACUAUUGUCGAGCACAACGUCCUUGUGGCAAAGAUGCUUAAAGAGUUCAGUCUAUGCUCGUAUGACACUAGCAGGUUGAAGAUCGAGGGUGUCGGGGACAAGGACCUCCCAUCCUCGCUGGCGACCGUUGAGCAGAGCAUGAAAGAGCUCACGGCUGGAUGGCUUGAUCUCCUCGCGAAGGCAGUCUCUGGUCAAACCACUUGGCCUAAGCCUCACACACUGCAUAUGGAUUUCAACGGAGGAGGCCUCGUCGUCAAGGAGUCGAUGUCUUUGUUGGGACCGGACGGAAAGAUUCUGCUCUGGUGCUCCACUGGCGUUGCGGCGUGCAUGAUUCACUUCAGCGAAUUCAACCACGCCAAGACCGCGCGCGAGAUAUACGCAGACGAAAAUAAACGAGCAGGAAGGUCACUGGACGACAUCAUUGGCGACGUCUGCUGCGCGAGCAACGGAAGCGACAAACUCGAUGGCCGAAUCCUCGAGAUUGCCGGAGGCAUCAAGAUAUAUGAUCACGAGCACAUGGCGCAGGGUGCUGGUUCAGCACGCGCCUGGGCGGCUCUUCUGACAGCCGGGCAAGAACUGGCUCAGCUGGCUGAUGGCUUCUUCUGUCCUACCAGUGGCUCUUUGGAGUCCGCUGCAGCCCCCCACGCUCGCGCGUAUUACAAGCAGCGCGGCAAGGAACUGUUCCUUGUUGGUCCUCAGAUGCGCGAUGAUGAGUGGGAGGCGCCGUCAGCAGGGCCGGGCCCCAGUGAUGAGAGAUUGAAAACGUUCCUGGGUGAGGCGCUCAAGAAUUAUGGGCCAAAAUCGGUCCUCUAUAUCUCUUUCGGGUGCGUGAAAGUGCUGCUCAUCUUAUUUCGGAAUUCUCAGAUCAGAUUCAGUUCGAUGUUCUUCCCCGUGGAGACACCUCACCUGGUUGAGGUGAUGAUUGAGGUUCUGCUGAGCCUCGAGAGUGUGGUCCCCUUCGUCUUUGUUGUGGCUGGAGUCAUGGCUUCCUUGCCGAAUACGACGGUCGAUCGCAUCCACGCCAGUGGCAGAGGAAUCGUAUGCACCGAUUGGGUAGAUCAGAAAGCUAUCCUGAAGAGUGGGACAGUCGGCUGGUUUCUCACUCAUGGCGGUUACAACUCGUUAAUCGAGGCCCUGAGUCAAGGCAUUCCACUUAUCUUCUGGCCAAUUGGAGCAGAACAAGCUCUUAACGCCGCGAUGUUUUCAACGGGCCCCCGGGCUAUCGGAAUCGAGCUUUUCCAGAUUCGAACCGGAACCCAACUGGGCCCUUCUCUCCGCCCGGAGGCACCGAAGAUCACAGGAACGGCCGAGGACGCAAAAACUGAGUUCGAGAACGCCUUCAAGGACAUCAAAGGAGCCCGUGGCAAAACUCUGAGAGAGAAUGCUAUUCAUAUUGGAAACCUCUGGCGGGAGGAGAGACUCGACGGGGAACCUGCGCAGGAAAUAGCCAGGCUAGCUAGAUUUUGA
Mycena citricolor is the source of this 1575-nucleotide messenger RNA. The record is from the annotation of a GenBank genome assembly. Lineage: Eukaryota; Fungi; Basidiomycota; Agaricomycetes; Agaricales; Mycenaceae.